This is a messenger RNA of Oncorhynchus gorbuscha (pink salmon), 450 nucleotides long. RefSeq names its product solute carrier family 2, facilitated glucose transporter member 9-like. Gene Ontology annotation, cellular component: membrane. Gene Ontology annotation, molecular function: hexose transmembrane transporter activity. Gene Ontology annotation, biological process: monosaccharide transmembrane transport. The transcript is spliced from 4 exons. The record is from RefSeq and is a predicted model, not a curated record. The annotation marks the transcript as partial. Lineage: Eukaryota; Metazoa; Chordata; Actinopteri; Salmoniformes; Salmonidae.
AUGUUAUUCUUCUACUUCACGAGUCCAGAUGGAACUUCCUCUUUGCCUUCCUGGCCUUGCCUGCCUUGCUGCAGCUCUGUGUGCUGCCCUUCCUACCCGAAAGCCCGCUUCCUUCUGAUGGAGAGGAGGGAUGAGGCCGGUGCAGAGAAAGCCUUCAGGGCCUUCCUAGGCAAGAAGGACGUGUCCAAAGAGUUGGAGGAGGUGCACGCUGAGGGUCGGGCCCAGAACACCCUGCACAUGGCGUCUGUCACUGAGCUCCUGCUUAACCCCGCCUUGCGCUGGCAGGUCAUCACCGUCAUAGUCACCAUGGCCUGCUACCAGCUGUGUGGCCUGAAUGCCAUCUGGUACUACACCAAUGGGAUCUUGAGGGACUCGGGCUUUGCAGAGAAUGUGAUCCCAUACAUCGUCCUCAGCACAGGCGGAAUAGAAACGCUGGCUGCCAUUGUGUCA